Topomyia yanbarensis is the source of this 1724-nucleotide messenger RNA. It is a transcript of the gene Nup58, whose product is annotated as nuclear pore complex protein Nup58. The coding region runs from base 153 to 1667 and encodes 504 amino acids. Gene Ontology annotation, biological process: nucleocytoplasmic transport. The record is from RefSeq and is a predicted model, not a curated record. Lineage: Eukaryota; Metazoa; Arthropoda; Insecta; Diptera; Culicidae. Gene Ontology annotation, molecular function: structural constituent of nuclear pore. Gene Ontology annotation, cellular component: nuclear pore. The transcript is spliced from 2 exons.
GGAUGACGAUCUAAAAGAAACGUCAAAAAUGCUCAAAACGCGGACAUCGGACGCUGCUUUCGUUCGUUUGCUUAAAUUUCAGUAGUGUUUUCGUUUUCUCAUGUAUUAAGUGACUCAAAUUACAGUAAGAUAGUGCUAAUUAGCCAGCAGACAUGUCUGGAUUCAGUUUUGGAACGCCUACGACCAGCGCUCCGGCGUAUUCUUUCGGGACAGGUGCUGCGACAACGGCAACAGCUGGUGCAGCGGUUGUUCCUAUUGCUGCAGUUGCAGGAUCCACUCCCGCUGCCACCGGAUUCAGUUUUGGAACAGCACCAGCAUCGGUCAGUGCCGCUCCUGCCUUUGGUACCUUGGCUAAACCGGCUACUACAACGGCAAUUCCUGGGUUCAGUUUCGGAACGACGACGACGCAAGCAACGGCAACGAGUACCUCGACUGGCUUUGCGCUGCCGGGUGCUGCUACUGCCCCGGUUGCUUCAGCCCCUACGGGUCUGACAUUUGGCGCUAGCGCAGUUUCUACUGCGAACACUUCAGUAGCACCGACCUUAUCACUAGGCGGAGGAUUUGGAGCGGGAACUGGAGGUGCUAUUUUUGGAGCAGGACUCAAAUCGACAGCGGUAGCAACUGCAACAACAACUACCGCAACCACCAGCACCGGUCUAGCAAAACCGAUCGGACUAGGUGGAAUUGACAUCAAUGCAUCUGCGCCUAAAUCAGUCGAAGGCAAACCGGACAGUACCAAAGCCAAGGAAUUUCAAGUGCCUCAGGAAAUUAUCGCCACCGUUGAACAGCUGAAAGACUACAUCAAGCGGCAGAAGACCUUCAGCUCCGAUAUCGCGCGAACUUCAUCCCGAAAAUUGUAUAACGUUUCGUCGGAAAUCAGCCGUUUGAACUGGAACCUGAUUGACAUCUCCAACAGCGUGACGAACAAUCAAUCAGCUAUCAAGACGUUGCGAGCGGAAACUGCUGGGAUCAUUCAGCAGGCAGACAUGGCCCAGCGUACGCACGACACACCGGCCGGUCUGCAAUUCGAGAAUACAAUGCCACUGCAGUACUUCAUCGAACUUAUUCAGAAGUACGAGAGCGAUUUGCUUAAUCUCAAACAUCAGGUGGAACUAACGGAAAAACAUAUGCAAUCGCUAUCCGUCCCACAGCACUUCACUGCCAUGGACCUGAAACGGGGCUUGCAGCAAAUUCACGAAAGCUUCGUUGCUCUGGCUGGUCGACUGCACGAAACGCACCAGAAGGUGGAAGCGCAAAAAGAGCAGUAUAUGAACCUGCGUCGUUACCUGCUGCGAGACAACACGGACGUCUUCGAGGCACAGUCGGGUAGUGAAUCAGCGAGCGCUCAACGAUUUUCCGGCUCGAUCUCAACAGGUCCGACUCCGUUUUCCACCCUGAUGGGAACGGUGAAUCUGGGCGUGCCUAAGCCCAACCCGGAAAGCUCACUAUGGCCAAGGGCGUCCGGAUUUGCUCCCACUCAAGUUGGUGUGGCCGGUCCGAGUGGAACGUCCGCCUUUGGAUCCGCCCUGGCGAGCGAUAGUAGUGCGCUGGGGAAAACCUUCGACAGUGGUGUCGGCGUCGGAUCUGGUGUCCCAACGACGUUCGGAAGUGGCGGAGCUUUCAAUCUGCAAACGCCGCCUCUGGGCAGCAAACGGAACAAACACUAGAAAUGUCCACUCCGUUCCACUUGGAGCCCUAAUCGAAAAUAUAGUGAUUCAAAGACA